GUUGAAUCGUUUAAAAUAAAGAUUGAUAGUAGAAUCUUAAUACCAAACAGUGGAUAAUGAAAUAUGUGUUGAUGUACAGGAGUUAAAGCUGCUAUAAAAUUCUGAAAAUCGUCAUGUUAUCAAACAGUGAACACGUCCCUUUAAUACAAGAAUAUUCAAUACCUUGGACUCACCGGUGUAACGACUGACGGUGAUAACUUCAGCGCUGUGUAUCAAGUGUGGGUGAAGGAUGUAUUCUGCCUACCGGAAACUCUCGCCGCGACCGACCAUGGUCAUGAAGCAAAAUGUCUUGGUUUUCUACGUGAAUGGGACGAAGGUGAGCGACCCGGCCCCCGACCCUACCAUCACACUGCUGGCGUACCUGCGUAGAAAGCUAGGCCUACCGGGCACAAAAGAAGGAUGCGGCUCAGGCGGAUGUGGCGCGUGCACGGUGAUGGUGUCAUCGUAUGACGUCACAAAAAAGCAGAUAAAGUAUCCUUGCAUGAGGGAGAGAAAUUUAUAUAUUUUUUGUGUUUGCUUAAUAUAAACGUAUCAAAAAGGAGCCUCUAUAAACACACCCUUAAUUUAUUAAAAUAUAGAUAUACGUACCCCAGAACUAACUCAAAUGCAAGUGCUCGUGUCUGGUUCGAGUUUUUACGGGAAUAUUGUAGCAUAAAUCUGGCCGUAUUAAAUUGAAAAGGUAGAUCUUUUUUUUAUUAAAAAUAACCAUAAAUAUAAUUCAACAAAUCGCAAUGGAUAAGAGUGCUAAUAUGUCAUAAAAAGUAUGCCUGUGAAAUGUCAGCAACACCGUUACAAUGAACAAAAAACACGUCUAAUUAUAUACGUACGUGCAUGCAUUCCUAUUUCGUUUUCGGUUCGAUCUCCUUAACUGCAACCUAUGCACGUGGCUGUAAACGCUUGUCUCUACCCGCUAUGUGCCGUGCACGGGAAGGCGGUGACCACGGUGGAGGGGGUAGGCAGUCCAAAUACGGGGCUGCACGAGAUACAGCGACGCCUGAUUGAGCGACACGGUCUCCAGUGCGGGUUCUGCACCCCCGGAUUUGUCAUGUCCGCCUUUACCCUGCUUAGGAACGAGCCCCGUCCCUCUCGAGCUCAGCUAGAGCGCGCCAUACAGGGUAACCUCUGUCGGUGCACAGGCUACCGGCCUAUCAUGGACGCGCUGCUGACCUUCUCCGACGAGGAGUGCCCUAUGGGGGACCAGUGCUGUAAGAUACGGCGGGAAGAUGACACAGAUCUGCCUAUUCCUCCGAGAACACCAAUUGCCGACCAGGUUCCAAUUUUCCCGCCUGAAUUACAGCUCCCCAACACGUACGGCGACACACAGCUCGAGUUCUCCAACGGACGGAUCACGUGGUACCGGCCGGUUACCAUGGAGCAGCUGCUGUUGCUACGCGACAGGUUCCCGCGCGCACCUGUCGUCAUGGGUAACACGACUACUGGGCGCUACCUGCGUGCUGGUAAAUACGACGACGAGGGGGUGCUGAUAUAUGGUGGUGACAUACAAGAACUCCGGAAGAGUGCACUAAGUGCCGACGGAAUCUCAGUCGGUGCCGGGCUCACUGUCGCGGAAUUCGAAACGAAGAUUCGAGAACUCGAUUCCAGGAUUCCGGAUGCCAAAAAGGCGCAUAUUCGGUUGUUGUACGAAAUGUUUGCGAGAUACGCCGUGGAACAGAUAAGGAAUGUUGCGACAGUGGGCGGAUCCAUAGCUUGCGGUAGGAACGACUCGGAUUUCAACACCACUCUGCACGCCAUAGACGUCAACGUUGUCUUAACUAGCGAAAAGGGCGAGCGAACUGUGCCCAUUAGCAAGUUGAGUAUUGGUGAUGGUGAGGUCAUCAUUCGAGUUGUCAUCCCGUUUAGUGACAAGGAUGAAUACGGGGCCUUUUUCAAGCAGGCGGAGAGACGCUCGUUUUCUUUGGCUAUCGUGAACGCCGCCAUGACGGUGAGGCUGUCAGACGACAACCGGAUCCAGAGACUUAGGGUGUGUCUGGGCGGUGUAGCGAAGGACUCCGUACUGCACUUGGACCUCAGAAGUGUCGCAGACGGCAGGAUGUGGGAUGAGAGCUGCUUGCAUGGGGUUCUGGGAGCGCUCACGGCGGCCCUCGAGGCGGAGAACGGCCAUCCAAAGGACGCCUACAAGGUGGCCGUAGCAUCCGCUUGCUGGUUCAAGUUCUUCGUCAGCGUCAGGAAGCAGCGACAGCUUAUAGAUGCCAGUUCCUACGAGGAUCUAGUUCGACCGGUGUUCCAAGGUCCCUUUUACAGCAGUCAGACGUACGACUCGCCCGCCGACGCCGACCAGUCGGUCACCGACGCCGUCGGCAGAACCGUCAACGUCACUCACGCGGACUCAGCCGUCAGCGGGCGCGCUAUCUAUGUGGACGACAUUCCGGAAGAGAAAGACGAACUGUUCGUGGGUCUCGUACUCAGUAAGCGUGCGCACGCGCGAAUCGUGCACGUGAACCCUGCGCGUGCUCUGGCUUUUGAGGGCGUGACCGGCUACAUCGAUCACUCGGACAUCCCGGGCCGGGACGGGUACGGGAGCAUCGUGCCGGACCAGUUGGUGUUCGCCAAGGACGAGGUCCUGUAUUCCGGGCAACCAAUCAGCGGCGUGAUAGCCACUAGCCGCGAGAUCGCGCUGAGGGCCGCUGACAUGGUCGAAGUCCAAUACGAGGACUUGCCCGCCAUUCUGACCAUUGAGGACGCGAUCGCAGUGGGCUCAUACAUCGGUGACGCUAUAAAGAUGUGUGAGGGCGACGUGGAGGCAGCCCUGACCUCCGCCAGUUACACUUUCGAGGGCGAGUACGGCACAGGACUCCAGGAUCAUUUCUACAUGGAGCCCCAGGCCAGUGUUGCCCGGGUGCGCGAGGACAACGAGGUGGAGGUAUGUGUCACCACUCAGAACAUAGCCACUGUACAGGGUGCGUUGGCUAACCUCCUCGGGGUAACCAGCAACAAGGUCACGGUCAAGGUCAAGCGGCUAGGUGGUAGCUUUGGUGGCAAGGAUGUCAUCCCGGUUGCCAGUGCUGGGCCUGCCGCUAUAGCUGCCAAGAAGACUGGUCGUACCGUGAGGUGUGUUCUACCCAGGGAGGUUGACAUGGCGGUCCGCGGAAAACGGCACCCGUUCCUGGGGCGAUACAAAGUGGGCGUGUCAAUGGACGGGGUUUUGGAGGCGGUUGAUCUGCGACUGUACAGCAAUGGCGGCUACGCCAUGGACCUCUCCUUGCUGAUAAUGGAGUUGGCGGUGAUUGCCUGCGAAUCCGGGUACAAGGUUCGGAACCUGCGUGUUGAGGGCCGGGUGUGUCGCACUAACACUUCCUCCAACACCGCCAUGCGGGGUUUCGGCCACCCACAGAGCGCGUUGAUCAUGGAAGACAUCGUGGCCCGUGCGGCGGCAGUCACUGGCUUCACCCCCGAGCAGAUGCGGGAAAGAAACCUUUACAAAAGCGGUGACGUCACGCCAUACGGCACGUUGAUGGAGAAAGUCACGUUGACGUCUCUCUGGGCGGAGUGUAAACGGAAGAGCGAGUUUGAACGGCGCCUAAAAGAAGUGGAGAGUUUCAAUGCGAACAAUCGCUGGAAGAAACGUGGUCUGUCCAUGACUGCCUCGAAAUACGGCGUAGGAUUCUCGGCAGUCUUUCUGAAUCAGGGUGCCGCUCUCGUGAACAUCUACAUGGACGGCAGCGUGCUCGUGGCGCACGGGGGAAUAGAGAUGGGACAGGGACUACACACCAAACUAAUACAGAUCGCAUCUCGUGUGCUUGGUGUUCCGCGAGAGAAGAUAUUCACGAACGAGACCUCGUCAAGGGAGAUACCCAACGCCACUGUCACAGCCGGAAGUAUGGGAACGGACACGUAUGGGCCCGCAGUCAGGAUAGCCUGCGAAACUUUGGUGGAAAGACUGAAGCCACUUCGGGAGCAGAUGCAGGGAGCACCUUGGGAAAAACUGAUUAUCGCUGCGUUCUUCCAACGCAUACAGCUAUCGGCAACCGGAUUUUGGAAAUCGCCCAUGACAGAAAAUUUCCACGCGGAGACGAAGUCGGGACGGCCCCACAACUUCUAUACGUACGGGACCGCGUGUACCGAGGUGGAAAUAGACGUGCUCACGGGGGAAAGUCAGGUGGUCCGUGCAGACCUGUUCGUGGACAUUGGGCGGAGUUUGAACCCAGCAGUGGACAUUGGUCAGAUAGAGGGCGCCUUUGUCCAGGGCCUGGGCAUGGUGACGAGCGAGGACAUGUGGGUUGACGAAAACGGGGACAUUAUCAAUAACACGCCACUCAAGUACAAGAUCCCCAACGUCUCCAGCAUACCCAGGACGUUAAACGUCACGUUAAUGAAAAACUUCGACGUAGACACGCACGUCUACUCGUCCAAGAGUGCCGGAGAGCCGCCGCUGAUUCUCGCCAUGUCGGUUAUAUCCGCCAUCAAACACGCCAUUGCGUCGGCGCGCGAGCAGCGCGGGGAGACAGGCUACUUCCGGUUGGACUCGCCGGCAACGGUCCAGCGCAUCCAGACAGCAUGUGGGCGCCAGAUCAUCAAAUGAAACCUUUCGGCGCCUUAUCGGUGUAGAAUAUUGUCAAACGCUUCAUUUGCAUGUUCUUGAACGUCAUUUUAAAGAAUUGCUUUAUACACUGUUAGUUAUAGAAACAUGUAUGACGUCAUAUUUAUAGUUGGAGUAGGUAUUUUAUUGUUACUUUUCUAGAUGUCUAUGUAAAUAGAUAAAAAUGACAAAGCAGUUACCCAUCAAUUAGUGAUUAAAAUAACCGCGAUUUAGUAUCAGAAUAUGAACGUCGAGGUUUUAAACUCUUUGAUUCAUCAGAUUAAAUGUGGACAAAGCAUUAGGUAACUGUAUCCCAUAAUAUUUUGGAGUUCAUCUGGUUUUUGUAGCGAGCAGAACCGAAAACAUCGAACAUUUGAACAAUAUUAAACAUUAAAAUGAGAGCAAGUGUUAUGUAUAAUAAAACAAGAGGGCCUGAAAAGCCCAAAGUCGCUCACCUGAGAUAACAAGAUAUUAUUGGGACAAAUCAUCUGACCAAAUUCAUGAAGAUCGGAAAAUAAAUGUGGCCUCUAGAGUGUUAACAAGGUUUUACUAUAGCCAUAUAAGGAAAAAUGACCCGCCCCCUGGCAGCCAUGUUUUUCAACCAACCGGCAUCAUUUUUAACUCGUCCAAGAUAUUAUCGGGAUGAAUCUUCUGACCAAGUUUCAUGAAGAUCGGACAGUAAAUGUGGCCUCUAGAGUGUUAACACGAUUUUACUAUAGCCAUAUAAGGAAAAUUGCCCCGCCCCUUGGAAGCCAUGUUUUUCAAGCAAACAUAAUUAUUUUCAAAUUCACCGAAGAUAUCAUUGAGACCAAUCUUCUGACCAAAUUUCAUGAAGAUUGGAAAAUAAAUGUGGCCUCUAAAGUGUUAACAAGGUUUUACUAUAGCCAUAUAAGGAAAAAUGCCCCGCCCCUGGUGGCCAUGUUUUUAAAGCAACCUAAACCAUUUUCGAACUCAUCCAAAAUAUAAUUCGUCUUUUAUUCCAUCAAAUAGUAUUGAGCACUGUUCAGUGUAUAGAUAUCCAAACUAUUCUCAGAAACUUCGAAAAGACUCAUAGACACAGAAUAAGGCUCGGUUACUAUUACACAUUAAAUUUCACCUUGCAGAAUUUCAGGGUCAGUAAUCUGUCAGUUAAUCGUCAGGGGAAUACAUAAUGGACUACCGUUAAGGGCCUUAUGAUGAUAACACAGAAUUGCUUUCAAGAUAUUCGAAAACAUAAAUGAUUGAGAAAGAAAUGAAUGAAAUGAGAAAAAAACUGCCAAAAUACUAAGGGGGAAAUCGUUGAAUUAUCCAACCACACAUGUAUGACGUUCAUUUUUAAACUUUUAAAGUUGAUAAAAUAAUUGAUUUACGAUGGAUAAGGGAUAAACAAGUGAUGCACGUAUAGCACUAUUAAAUUUUUAAUUUAAUUAAUCAAUAUGCAAUUACCGGCGUAUAUAGAAUUGUUUAUUUUCAACUAUCAUAUUUGAAAUUAACGCUGUAUAUCGUGUUUAAUAUAUUUAUUGUUUUAGCUGAAACUGAGUAUAUACGUUUUUAUUACUUUUUAAAAGAUAUAAAACGUUGAUUAAUAAAAACUAUAAUACAAGUUCAGAAGAAGUAGCAUUAGAAAAAUAAAGGCAAAAAAAGUUGUAUUUAAUAGUAAAUAUUUUUCUGAUGAACAGCUAAAAACUCCUUCAUGUACAAAAGUUAUGUACUCCGUUUAGAAAUCCCAAUCAGUCUGUGCAGAUUCGUUCAUUCCACACAACAACACAGUUAAGAGUCUAUGUGUCUGUAUCGCUGUUAUAUUGCUCAUUAUAAAUUUUACUGAAGUAAACAAUUAUUGAUUUAAUGUACCAUAUACACAUUGUUGAUGAAUUUUUUAACAUUCCACAGUCAUAGUCAUGUGUUGGAUUUACAAUGAUAUAAUAUAAUAUUGACAUUGAAAUCAUAAAUACUAGCUUUAAGUAAAA
Dreissena polymorpha is the source of this 6483-nucleotide messenger RNA. RefSeq names its product xanthine dehydrogenase/oxidase-like. Gene Ontology annotation, molecular function: iron ion binding; FAD binding; oxidoreductase activity. NCBI's taxonomy places the organism in Eukaryota, Metazoa, Mollusca, Bivalvia, Myida, Dreissenidae. Bases 878 to 4540 code for a protein of 1220 amino acids. The record is from RefSeq and is a predicted model, not a curated record. The transcript is spliced from 34 exons.